Molecule: messenger RNA, 921 nt
Organism: Balaenoptera ricei (Rice's whale)
Lineage: Eukaryota; Metazoa; Chordata; Mammalia; Artiodactyla; Balaenopteridae
Product: olfactory receptor 8I2-like
Biological process (GO): sensory perception of smell; G protein-coupled receptor signaling pathway
Cellular component (GO): membrane
Molecular function (GO): olfactory receptor activity; G protein-coupled receptor activity; odorant binding
Source: RefSeq, a predicted model, not a curated record
AUGGUGGGGAACAAUUUCACGGAGGUGAUUUUCUUCAUCCUCUCUGGAUUUGCAAAUCACCCUGAACUACAAUUCAGCCUUUUCUGGAUGUUUCUUUAUCUCUUCACUGUUUUGGGGAACAUUGGACUAAUUAUGUUAAUCUGAAUUGACUCUCAACUUCACACAUCUAUGUACUUUUUCCUUAGUAAUUUAGCAUUAAUUGACAUAUUUUAUUCCUCUACUGUAACAACCAAAGCACUGGUAAAUUUCCAGUCAAAUCAGAAAACCAUCUUUUUUGUUGGCUGCUUUGUUCAAAUGUCCUUUUUUGUGGGCUUGGUGUGUAGUGAGUAUUUUCUUCUGGGAUCAACCGAUGACCGCUAUGAAGCUAUCUGCAAACCCUUAUUGGUUUCAGUGGUCAUGUCCCAGAAAGUGUGCAACUGGCUGGGAGUCAUGCCAUAUACAAUAGGCUUCACCAAUUUUCUGAUAUCAAUCUGUGUGAUCAGCAGUUUGGCAUUCUGUGAUGCCAGCAUCAGUCACUUUUUCUGUGACACCACAGCUCUUUUGGCGCUAUCCUGCGUGCAUGCAUUCAGCACAGAAAUGGCGAUCUUUGUUUUAGCCGGGUUCACCCUGCUUAGUUCUCUCUUCCUCAUCAUAGUCACCUACAUUGCCAUCAUCUCAGCCAUCCUGAAGCUCCAGUCUGCAGCAGGCAGACAGAAAGCCUUUUCCACCUGUGCAUCCCAUCUUAUGGGGGUGACCAUCUUCUCUGUGUCCCUGAUUUUCACAUAUUUGCAGCCGGAUAACACACCAUCCUGGACCCAGGCACAGGUGACAUCUGUAUUUUCUACCAUUGUCAGAACGCUGAAUCCAUUCAUCUAUAGUUUGAGGAACAAAGACGUAAAAAAUGCUCUCCUGAGAGUCAUACACAGAAAACUAUUUCCAUGA